Molecule: messenger RNA, 2715 nt
Organism: Oncorhynchus kisutch (coho salmon)
Lineage: Eukaryota; Metazoa; Chordata; Actinopteri; Salmoniformes; Salmonidae
Product: huntingtin-like
Exons: 12
Coding region: 1078-2715 (545 amino acids)
Cellular component (GO): nucleus; cytoplasm
Source: RefSeq, a predicted model, not a curated record
CUCCAUACUGUAGUGUACUACUUUUGACCAGAGUGCUAUGGAUCCUAGUCCAAAGUGGUGCACUACACAGGGAAUAGACUGCCAUUUGGGACAGAUAGAAAGCACAUAUACAGUAUAGUCUACAUGUCAGAUAGUGAUUGAGUGUUUCCUACAGGUACUACAUAUCUGGGUGUGUGAGACAGUCAUUGGAAGAAAACACAUUUAUUUAAUUUUGAUCGGUACGUUUCUACCUGUUCUAAUUGAAAUGUUGAUGUGACACUAAUAAGUGCGUGUGCUGAAAUACACUGCAAUGUGACUGCAGGGGCUAAUGUUUUCAAUACGCACUACCUCAUCCACAUCUCCCCAGAGCAGACACACGCCCUAAUCACAUGAUGAUUCUGCCAAGAUCGCUCACUUGGAAGGAAACUUCCGUUUUUUUUCCCCGACUCAACAGUCGGGAUUACCGUUGAAAGGCAUAGAAUGUAAACGGUGCAGAUGAUAUACCGUUCUGAUAUCACGGAAUAUCGCCUCGUCGUGCAGGAUUUCAGCACUCGUGACGCUCAAAAAAAAAAAAAAAAAAAAAAAGCCGUUCCCCAUCCACCCAAUCACAACUGACGACGGCCCGAGCCUCGUCCUUAUUGGUGCCUCCACCCAAUCACAACUGACGACGGCCCGAGCCUCGUCCUUAUUGGUGCCCGCUCUUCCUCUGAUUGGCUACCGGUGCAGCGUUGGCCCAACCCUUCUCCACCAACUGUCACAGGAGCUCCCACUUCCUUGUGAUUCUGUCCGGGCGCAUCGAAGAUGGCUUUGAGUAUGGAUGGUAGUGGCUAUAUCAACCAACGUCCUAUUCAUUUACCGAGGCUAUUGUAAAGAAAUAAAGGAUUUCCUUGCGUCGAUAAGUGAAGGCGGAGAGGCGGCAGUACGUAGUCGCGAGUAGUGUUCAUACGCUCGUCGUACUACGGACGGUUCGCUUCCCGACGCGUGUUUUUUUGUUUUGUUUGCUCCCCCUGGUUGAUUCCGAUAGCUAGCUAACUGACACUUAACGACAAUUGUGUAAAUAUUAGCCACAGCUAAGCUAACCACUGCUAGUAAAAAAAAAUGGCCACCAUGGAUAAAUUAAUGAAGGCCUUUGAAUCUCUCAAGUCUUUCCAACAACAACAGGGACCGCCGACCGCCGAGGAGACGGCUCAAAAACAGAAGAAAGAGCUGGCCACCACCAAAAAGGACAGAGUGGCCCACUGCCUGACCAUAUGUGAGAACAUCAUAGCCCAGUCUCUGAGAACGUCUCCGGAGUUCCAGAAGCUUCUGGGUAUCGCCAUGGAGAUGUUCUUGCUGUGCAGUGACGACAGAGAGUCGGACGUCAGGAUGGUGGCAGACGAGUGCCUGAACAAAAUCAUCAAAGCGCUGAUGGACUCCAACCUGCCCAGACUGCAGCUGGAGCUCUACAAAGAAAUUAAAAAGAACGGUGCCUCUCGGAGCCUGAGGGCUGCUCUUUGGAGGUUCGCUGAGCUAGCACACCUCGUCAGACCACAGAAAUGCAGACCGUACCUGGUGAACCUCCUCCCCUGUCUGACCAGGAUCACGAAGAGACAGGAGGAGACUGUCCAGGAGACCCUGUCGGCUGCCGUGCCUAAGAUCAUGACUGCUCUGGGACACUUCGCUAAUGACGGAGAGGUCAAGGUGUUGUUGAAGUCGUUUGUGGCCAACCUGAAGUCCACUUCUCCUACGAUCCGUCGGACGGCCGCCAGCUCGGCGGCUAGUAUUUGUCAACACUCGAGACGGGCCUCCUACUUCUACACCUGGCUGCUCAACAUCCUGCUGGGUCUGUUGGUCCCUGUCGAUGAGGAACAUCCUAACCACCUGGUCCUGGGGGUGUUGUUAACCCUUCGCUACCUGAUGCCUCAACUACAGCAACAGGACAGGACCACCAGCCUGAAAGGAAGCUUCGGAGUCAUGAGGAAGGAGGCAGACUUACAGCCCACGCCUGAACAGCUACUGCAAGUCUAUGAGUUGACUCUCCACUACAGCCAGCAUGGCGACCACAACGUGGUGACGGCCUCUCUGGAACUGAUGCAGCAGAUGUUCCGGACUCCUCCCCCGGAGCUACUGCACAUGCUCAUUACGCCCGGCAGCGUUCCGCACGCCAGCGUGUUCCGACGGGACGUGGAGAGACGCGCCCACUCCGGCAGCAUCCUGGAGUUCAUUGCCGGGGGCGGGUCUUCCUGUAAUAGUCCACUCCUCCUCAGAAAACAGAAAGGCAAGAUGCUGUCGGGGGAGGAGGAGGGGUUGGAGGACGACCCUGAGAGGGCAGAGGUCACCACCGGGGCCUUUACAGCCUCUGUCGCGGGCGCCGACGCCACCGCCCAGGUGGUCGACAUCAUUACCCAGCAGCCCCGCUCCUCACAGCAUGCUCUGCAGCCCGGCGACUCCGUGGACCUCGGUGGCGCCUCCUCGGAACAAGGAACGACUGCCCUCGGGACCUCCGGCGGCGAGGGAGGGGCGGGGACUCCUGAGUCGCCCAAUGACAACGCAGCGGAUGAGGACAUGCUCAGCCACAGCUCCAGCGGGGCUAACGUUACCCCGGAAACGGCCGACUACGCCACACCGGAGAACGCGGAGAUGCCCGAUGGGCCCUGCUGGACCCCUGGGAGACCCCUCGCUGCCCCCGAGCGCCGACUCAUCACAGACCACCACAGAGGGGCCGGACUCGGCCGCCACGCCUUCAGACGCCGCUGA